Messenger RNA from Carica papaya (papaya), 1519 nucleotides. RefSeq lists its product as uncharacterized. The record is from RefSeq and is a predicted model, not a curated record. Lineage: Eukaryota; Viridiplantae; Streptophyta; Magnoliopsida; Brassicales; Caricaceae. Gene Ontology annotation, molecular function: zinc ion binding; nucleic acid binding.
UUGUUUUUCCUCACUUAUUUCUCACUGAACCCGCCUUUCAGGCUUCUACUUUUUGGUCAGCGUGCGCUUUCGGUUUCCUUUUUUUUUUUGAAGAACACUUACAGUUCAUUCACUUUGAGAUAAUCGCGUCAAGAGCUUGAAAAUCAACAUGGCUUUUCUGCUGUUCUUCAAUUUUGCACUCACAUGCCUUGAUGUUCUUGCAUGGCCUCUCAUUGCACUGGGUUAUCCUCUAUACGCUUCUAUCUGGGCAAUUGAGACUAAUUCAAACUCGGACAUCAUGAAAUUGAUCACAUACUGGAUUGUCUUUUCCUCGAUUUCACUAUCUGAACAUGCUUUGAUGAAGCUACUUCAGUGGGUGUCUAUCUGGCCAUACAUCAAACUAGGGAUCAUCUGCUAUAUGUUGAUACCACAAUUUGAUGGUGCACUUUAUAUCUAUGAACAUUUUGUGCAUCCAUGUCUUCAUAUGGGACCAAAUGUGCUGAUAAAUUUAUUUGCAAAGAGGAAAGACUUACUCAAAAGAGAUGACUUUCUGGCUGAGGCAAAGAAAUAUGUAGAAGAGAACGGGUACGAAGCUUUAGAGAAUAUAAUCUCUAACAAGCGAUCAAAGCAGAAUGAGACUCAGAAAGAUAUCAAGAUUGUGCAAGUUACUGAGAAGAAGGAAUUGGCAUCAGUUAAGGUGGAGAUCAAAGAAGCAUCAGCAGGAAAGAUACUGGCUAGAGAACCUCACGCAAGACAAGAAAAAUCUCAGUCUCCUCAAAAAGAUCCAGAAGCAGCAGGAGUGCUACCGGCAAGACAAGUUCAGGAAAGACCGGUGUCUCAGUCAGUCCAGAUGGGCUCUUCAUCUCCAUCCUCAUCGCAUUUGCAGGUUCCCCAAAAAGAGACUAACACAAUUCAGUCCAAUCAGGCUCAAACAUCUCUACAUUCUAAAACUAAAGAACCAAAAGUGGUGGCAGAAGCAGCCGGAAGAGAAAUUCCUGAGCCAAAGCAAGUGCAAAAAGAAUGGACAUGUGCCAUAUGUCAAGCGAGAUGCACGAGUGAGAGCAACUUGAAUGAUCAUCUUCAAGGGAAGCGACAUAAGGCUGCUCGCGAGCAAUUGAAAGCAAACAACAAGGCACCGAAAGGGAAAGCUUCUGCAACUCCAUUGACAAAGAAAUCUGAUCAGCCAACCAAGGCAGGACCCGAGAAAUGUUCUUCAGAUAAAAAUCAAACCAAGAACUCUGAAAAUCUGUCCAGGAAGGAGAAAGAGAAGUGUAUGGCACGCGAUGCGGGUAAAAAUAAAGAGAAAAAUGGGAAACUCCAACAAGAGAAGGAGAUGGUGAAGAAAAAAAGGGAGUCCGAAAAUUGGUGUGCCAUCUGCAACGUGAGCUUGACUAGUUCAGUAGAUUUAAACUGUCAUGUAAAUGGAAAGAAGCACUUGGCUCAACUUAGGAAACUGAUGAGUCGCAUGGCAGGUGGGAAAUCGGAAUAAUGGAACCAGAAAAUUUUCUGAAGGCGGCUGAUAUAUCAUACACUUCACAUA